Molecule: messenger RNA, 2001 nt
Organism: Gregarina niphandrodes
Lineage: Eukaryota; Apicomplexa; Conoidasida; Eugregarinorida; Gregarinidae
Product: methyltransferase TRM13
Exons: 1
Coding region: 1-2001 (666 amino acids)
Biological process (GO): tRNA methylation
Source: RefSeq, a predicted model, not a curated record
AUGACGUUGCAUCUCCCGGACCCGGAAGGGAAUAUGAGCAAGCCAAAACAAGCCGUCACGGAGGCGACCGUACAGAAGCCCGUGGCCCGUGAGGGGCAUUGCAGUUACUACGUCAAAUCUCGCCGGUACUUUUGCAGGUUUCCGCUCAAACCGGGCACCCAAUAUUGUUGCACACAUCAACCAGACAAGGAGAGCCGCUGUCCGUGCCCCGUGGACGGACGUCACUCCAUAUAUAAAGAGGACGUCUGGAGACACAUUAAGAAAUGCCCCAUGCUGCGAGAAGCCUGCGGAGAAGCACUUCAACCGUUCUACUCGCGCAACAUCAAUCUACCAAAUCGCGGGAACACUUCGGCACCGCAUGCCCACCUGGCCGGAAUCUCACUGGAACAGAUUUCUCAGAUAGUUAAGGAGAUCAUCCCUCCCUGGCUGCAGACGGAGGACAUCAAUCUAAAGACAAAGGUUAGGGUACCGCCCUCGGCGGACGUAUCUCCAGAAGACAUUGACCGGGCCCUGAUCCAACUAGCUCCCAGCGUCCUUGCCAUGGCGAAGGAGAUCCAGUUCAACUGUAAGUUCCCUGGUGAGUCCCAAGGGGAUGAUGAAAGAGUGUGCUACGAAUCCAAAAGACUGCAUGACGGGGGCCUGUACGAGGGAGAAACGGUUGCCGCAUCUGACGAGUGGCUGGACGUGAAUGCCUGCUACCGCGAGGCCUGGGACGGAGGCGUGCUCGACAUGCUGUGCCGUCGAGUGUGCGGUCAGUAUGGUGUGGAGAAACUGAGAGCUGCCGACGUUUUUGCCGACCAGCAGAAGUUCAAACACGAGAUUCAGGCGCUGGAGAUGCUCACUCGGUUCAAGAACGUCGUGGGGGCCGAGGAAUUCGUGCGCUGUGUCCGGGAGGCGACCUGGAUAGAACUGGGGGCUGGUAAAGGAGGUUUGCUCCGGUCCGUAAUACAGAUGGACGACCUGCUCAGUUCUGUGCGGAAACCUCGGACCCCGGAGGCUGACCCGAAUGGGGAGUCUAGCCCGAAGGGGGAGUCUAGCCCGAAGGGGGAGUCUAGCCCGAAGGGGGAAUCCAGCCUUAAGGCAAAAACUUGCCGGGAAGGUGAGGCGGAGCGGAUAGAGCCGGAAGGGAAGAGGGCGCGAAAGGAAGGUGAGUCUUUCUUCGUUUUGGUGGAGCGAGAAAGGAGACAGUUGAACAAGGAGCGGAAGGACGCUCAGGGACAUGUGGACGGGACUCUUAGCAGACGCUGCGUUCGGUUGGCGUUAGACUUGGCUGAUUUCGACGCGGUCGAGUUCUUGCGGGGUUCUCAGAUGGCGGCGGUGGGGCAGUCGGUGGGGCAGUCGCCCCCUGAUAUGGGUUACUGGACGUGGCCGUGGCCGAUGCAGUUGUUGAGUGGUCUGGAGUGCUUGUCGGCGGAGGAAGAGCAGGGGUUACGUCGGAGCGGAGGUCGUGGUGCGGUGUUGCGGCCGUAUGCGAAUAUGAAGAACUCGCGACUGGAUGAGAUGCUGGCGACCUUGGCAACACGGCCCGUGACUAAUAGCGUUCUGUUCACGGCGAAGCACUUGUGUGGGCCGGCUACAGACUUGGCGUUGCUUACGGCGGCUCGAGUGCACUACCUGCUGCCUGGCCUCCGCAUCUACCUUAUCAUCGCGCCCUGCUGCUACCACAACAUUGCCAACUCCGGACUGGCCUUGGCUGGGUCGCCAGAGUCAGAGUCUGUCGAGUCACCAGGGUCGGUACCCGAGAAGUGGGUGGCGGCUCAGUGGCAGGUGGUGCAACGGAUGCCGAUGAGCAUCCAGCGGAACCUGCGGACCGUGCUGGGCUGGAGCACGGGCGCCACGGGCGACAAGCAGAGACUUGGACUGGCGCUGAAGGAUGCGGUGCUGCUGGAACGCAUGCGAUGGCUUCAGGGCCUCGGCGCGACAGUCUCAGUUCUUCGCUACUGUUCCCUGGGUGUGACCAAAGAGAACACGCUUUUGCUGGCCUCUUGGAAUGCCGUCUGA